CCCCCUACCGAAAUUCCUGUUACGGAUCUAGACGUUAUAUAUCAUUAAGCACCUAUCUUUUUAAAAAAAUUCAAAGUAGGCUAGGAGGUUGAAAUGUAUUAAUGGUCUCAGAUUCGGCAGUACAUCUAAUAGCAGGGGGAUUAGCAGGCACUGUGGCUACUGUUUUGACAUGUCCUUUAGAAGUUUUGAAAACUAGGUUGCAGUCAUCUGCUUAUCAAACACCAUUUGAACAGCAAUAUAAAUAUAUGUUAUCAUCUAAUCAAGAUCCGAAUUUUUACAAAGUAUCUAGUCAAUCACAAAAUGCAAAAUUCGCAAUUAAUAAUAAUAUAUUAAAACAAAAAUCCAAAAUAUAUUUUUUACUGAGGCAUACAUUUCAAACAGAAGGCUUAAGAGGGUUAUUUAAAGGAUUAGUUCCAAAUUUAAUUGGUGUUGCUCCUGCUAGAUCAAUAUAUUUUUGUGCCUAUUCAAAUGGCAAAAAAUAUUUUAAUAAAAAGUUAAAACCUGAUAGUCCUACUGUCUAUAUAUUAUCUGCUUCAUUAGCAGGUUUUGUCACAUCAACAUUAACAAAUCCAAUAUGGUUUAUCAAAACUCGACUCCAGCUUGAUCAAAGUACAUAUCAAGAAAUUAAAUUGUCAGCCUUGCAAUGCAUUAAACAAACUUACAGGACUGAUGGUAUAAGAGGAUUUUAUAAAGGUGUAACCGCUUCUUAUUAUGGCAUAUCCGAGACUGCUAUUAAUUUUCUCAUUUACGAAUCCAUUAAAAAACAAAUUUUAUCCCAAGAUGAUCAUCUACAAUUGCCUAACCAACCUAAAAAGGAUAUAAAUUCAACCAUACGUUUUCUGCAAUUAAUGCUUUGUGCUGGUGUGGCAAAAACAUUUGCUGCCACUAUAGCCUAUCCUCAUGAAGUUGCCCGAACUAGACUACGUGAAGGCAAAGACAAGUACAGAACAUUUUGGAAAACCUUGAUUGUGAUAGCAAGGGAAGAAAAAUACAAGGGUCUUUAUCGUGGUCUCUUAACUCAUCUUAUCCGACAAAUACCUAACACUGCCAUAACAUUGGCUACUUACGAAACUUUAGCAUAUUUUAUGACUCGCAAAAUACACGACAAUAAAGCACAUAAAAUACCUAAACAAGAGAUAUUAUAUCAAAAAAAUACUUUGCCUAUACCUGACAUUGCAAUUCAUACAAGCAAAACUGCUAGUAAACAGCAGAGUUCUGAUCUAAUCGAUAUUGAUCAAAAAAUGAAUGUAUUAAUUGAAGACUAAAAAUAUUUUCUUUUUUAUAAUAAUAUGUUUUGUUCCAUAUUGCGUGAAUUAUGAGAUAUUUCUUUAUACAGCAAUCGAGAAUAUUAUUAUUAAGUACAUUUAUAUA
This is a messenger RNA of Gordionus sp. m RMFG-2023, 1371 nucleotides long. RefSeq names its product solute carrier family 25 member 36-like. The record is from RefSeq and is a predicted model, not a curated record. Gene Ontology annotation, cellular component: mitochondrion. Bases 102 to 1265 code for a protein of 387 amino acids. The transcript has 7 exons. Gene Ontology annotation, molecular function: pyrimidine nucleotide transmembrane transporter activity. Gene Ontology annotation, biological process: pyrimidine nucleotide import into mitochondrion. NCBI's taxonomy places the organism in Eukaryota, Metazoa, Nematomorpha, Gordioida, Chordodea, Parachordodidae.